ACAGUCUGCAGUCUACGGCGAGGCACAGGCCAGCCCAGCUCCACGAGGACUGAACAAGGUGCUGUCUCACUGCCACCAUGCCGGAAGUCGAGAGAAAACCCAAGAUCACUGCCUCCCGCAAACUCUUGCUGAAGAGCCUGAUGCUGGCCAAGGCCAAGGAAUGCUGGGAGCAGGAGCACGAGGAGCGCGAGGCUGAGAAGGUGCGCUACCUGGCAGAGCGCAUCCCCACGCUGCAGACCCGUGGCCUGUCCCUCAGUGCCCUGCAGGACCUGUGCCGGGAGCUGCACGCCAAGGUGGAGGUGGUGGAUGAGGAGCGAUACGACAUUGAGGCCAAAUGCCUCCACAACACCAGGGAGAUUAAGGACCUGAAGCUGAAGGUGAUGGACCUCCGUGGGAAGUUCAAGCGCCCGCCCCUGCGUCGAGUCCGUGUCUCGGCUGACGCCAUGCUCCGGGCCCUGCUGGGCUCCAAGCACAAGGUGUCCAUGGAUCUGCGGGCCAACCUCAAGUCUGUGAAGAAGGAAGACACAGAGAAGGAGCGGCCUGUGGAGGUGGGUGACUGGAGGAAGAACGUGGAGGCCAUGUCUGGCAUGGAAGGCCGGAAGAAGAUGUUUGAUGCCGCCAAGUCUCCGACCUCACAAUAGAGGCCAGCUUGCUGUGCUGCGCUCUGAGCUCCUGCUUCAUGCUUCUUCUCCAACCCAGCUCACUCACCUCUCUGCCUGUGUCUGGAGCAUCCCUUCCCACCUCUCCCCCACUUCUUCCCUCCAGCCUGCAUGCCCUCCUCUGGAACUGGGAUUAAACAGAUACCCAAGAGGCAGGAAAAACGCGAGUGUCUGAAGACCUCACCCUGGCAGGGUGGGCUUCUAUCCACCCAUGAGGCACCUGGGGCUUCUCAGCCACCCCGUGGUGUAACAAGUGGAGGAGGAGGAGGGGGUGAGAACACCUUUCCUCCAGCCCUGUGCCACACUCCUUCUAUGUGUGUACAGUGUCCACAGGCAUCACACCUUCUUCAUUAAAAACCCAGUUUCCUGGUCAUUUCUGCAGCUCUGACUGUGAGCCCUGAGAAGAAAGGGAAGACUUGGGGCUUGGGAAGAGAGGGCUGUGCUGGGCUCCAGUCACCCUGUCUGCAGUCCGGAGCUCGGGAUCUGAAGGGAGGGCUAAGGAAUUGGUGGCUGCUUGCCAGGGUCCCCUGGGGCCCCUUCUGCCCAGUCCCUGUGACGUCACACUGCACACACUCACCACCCAGGAUGCUCAGCUCACCAGAGCCCUGACCUCCGAGAAAUGACCCCGUCCUGCCCCUGACUCUGGCCAUCAGAAGAGGCCUCUCCAUUAAGAGCCGCUUCUCCUGCCGGCUUUCAUACUCUCCUUCCUCUGCAAACCUGGAUUAACUCUCCCUGAUGUGUGCUGGGUUGAGAGGUCAGGGCACUUUCAAUCCCUCACCUAGUCCUGCUGCACAGGGCAGGAGGCCUCACAGAAGAGAUACUUGCAGUUCCAGGCCUGGCCACCAGGUGACGCCUUCCUUCUCUCCUGGGCUCUCCUGUCCCUCCGGCCUCUGCUCUCCCCACGUUCACCCACCCUCCUCCCAAUUGUUUCCCCUUCACACUCCUGCACUGGUCCUAUCCCCCAGGACUGAUUCUUUCCCGGAGAUGGGGUGGCCACUUAUCUGUCCUCUGGAUCAGGUCCUUUCUCCAUCCCACUACCUCCUGGGUCCAAAGCCUGGUGAGAGCAUAGGGCCUUCUGGGGUGGAAGGGGGGUCUGGGGCAGCCUCUCUUCCCCCAACAUACUCACUAGAGUGGCUCCUGUGAAGCAGAGACCAAAGUUCUGACUUUUCUUUUUCCUUUUUUUUUUUUUUUUGAGAUGGAGUCUCGCUGUGUCACCCAGGCUGGAGUGCAGUGACGCGAUCUCGACUCACUGCAACCUCCGCCUCCCAGGUUCAAGCGAUUCUCCUGCUUCAACCUCCUGAGUAGCUGGGAUUACAGGUGCGUGCCACCACACCCCGCUAAUUUUUGUAUUUUUAGUAGAGACAGGGUUUCACCAUGUUGGUCAGGCUGGUCUCGAACUCCUGACCUCGUAAUCUGCCCACCUCGGCCUCCCAAAGUUCUGGGAUUACAGGUGUGAGCGACCACAUCCGGUCAAGUUCUGACUUUUCAGGGCAGUGGGAUGGUGACUUCUGAGCUAAGCCUGCAAGGGAAGUGGCUGUUCCCAGACCUGGGGUCCCUUGGCUUUUCGACCACCCUAGCACUGGCCCUAGGAGGGGCUGAGUUAUCAGAGCAGCAACCCUUCUACCCACCCUACUGAGUCCCCAUUCUACCUUCGAAUCCCAUGUAUUAUCUUCCAUAAGUGCCAGAAAUUGGUACAAAGUGCAGUGCCAGCUGCUCCCCAGGGCAUGGUCUGGCUCUCUGGGCUGCUGGGCUGCCAGCCCCUUUCAGAAAGCAUGGCAGUGGGAACCAGCAACUUGGGCUACCUUAGGGGAAGCAGCACUCUGCCCAGGGUUCUUGCUAUAAAUAGGUCAGUGGGCAGAGAGGCAGAUGUGUGCAAAAAGCACAACCCCAAUCACACACAGAAACCCGUAGGCACGGACACACCCAGUCUCAAUGCACGAAGUUGGAGAACCUGACAGGGCUGGUCCAGGCCACAGAGGAUGGGGUUAGGCUUCAUGCCUUCAUGCCCAGGCAGCCACAGAAACCCACUCUUCCCCGCCUCACAGGGCUCCUCCGGUUGGCCUGGAUCCAAAGCGAUCUCCUUGUUUCACCUCUUUCCAGCUCUUCCCUAGAGCCUGGCCCCAAGUUCCAGAGUCAAAUCCCAGUUUUGCAGUCAACUAUUAACCUGGGGCCCUGGCAGAUUGGGGUAUCCACCCAGUCAUGUAAAGGCAGGAGACCUGCUCUGGGCCUGACUCAAAGCAAACACGUGGGUGCAGAAGACCCAUGGGAGGAGGAGGUGGGGCCCACUCAACACACCUAAGCCAGUGGCCCUCUAGGAGGGGCAGAAGAGCCAACCAGAGGGUUCCUGGAGGUCAUCGGGUUCCUCCUUCUGCUUCCAGGCAGCAACAGACCUAAUUCAUCUCCUGUGAGGAUGGAGCAAGGGCGAAUAUAGGCAUAGACAUAUCUGGAGCGCAAGGAUUGAGAGGCCCUGUGGACAAGGGGAAGGAGAGCUUGGGGGUGGGAGAGGGAUCUAUGGAAGGGGCUGUUGUAGCCAAGAAUGGGGCCUGGGCUGGGGGCCUGGCCUCUGGAGAGCCCUGAUUCUACUCCAGUCUUCUCUCACCAUGGAGACAACACCAGUAGAGCUGGGAGCUGGGGCCUGCCACUGAGUAACAGCUCACACAUGUAGCACACUUAUGCGUCAGGCACCAGCAUGUACACCUUAAUUUAUUUAACUUUCACAACAACCCUAGGAGAAAGGUACAGCUACUAUUCUCAUGGUACAGUGGGGAAAACUGAGGCACAGAGAGGUUAGGGACUUUUCAUGAUCACACAGCUAAUAAGUGGUGGUCCCAGGAUUCAACCCAAGAAGUCUGUUAGAAUCCAUACUCUUAUCGACUAUUUUAAUAACAGCAUUUCAAUAAUAGUAAUAUGUGAUGUUAAAUGCUUUAUCUGAGUUAUAUCAUUGCAUUCUCACAAAAAUGGUACAUUUGUUAGCUCAAAUUUACAGAUGAGGAAAUGGAGGCCUGGAGAGUUCAAGUAGCUCACUCUAAGUUACAGGGUUUGCUAGCUGCAGACUGGAGACUAGAUCUCAGGUCACUCUGCCUUGGGGUUGCCCUUUUCUGAGAUCAGACUGGCCUUAACAGAGCCCAACUUUCUUGGAAGGACACAGCUGGGGGUCGAGGGUCCUGCAUAUGCACCUGGGGAGUCCCCACACACCCGCACCAAAGGGGAAACAUUCAAAGGAGAUGCAGGUGACAUACAGAUGGGCUAAGGUGAGGCCUUCCUCCAACAUGGGGCCCUGGCUGAGAGUGGAGGGAUAGGGUGCUACUUGGGGGAUAUCUAUUACUAAUCAGCACACAAUAGCUGGGUGGGCACCCCCUCUCUCUGCAGCUGGUGGAGAUGGGCCUGGUGCUCCUCUCUGCUUGGUAGGAAUGACCAGGGCAGGAUGCCACCUGCUACACUCUUGCCUGUCCCAGAGCCCUUGGGAGACCAGCUGUUGCUCCCACCUUUCCCCACAGGGUGCCCGGUCCCCACGGCGCAAGGAGGCCAAGCUCAGCUGUGUGUCUGAGCCCACUCAGCAGCAGGCAUGAUCAGGGCAGGGCCCAGCGCUAAGGGCUGCUGGGGCUAAAGUGCCUUGCUGAAGGAGGGGCAGAGUUAAACAUUAGCCACAAUGGCCCCCCGCGAAGUGAGUCAUACUCCCCACAAGUCUCUGGGCUGGGCAGCCGGGGGCGGGGGGGUUAGCUUCGUUCCAGGUGGGUGACCAAGCUGCGGAAGCCCAGGACAGUUCGCUGGGACCAGUGCUAAUGGCAGCUUCUGCUCCUGACCCCCAUCAGGUCUCUUUCCUCAGACAUCCCCAAAGCUUGUCUGCCUGUGGGUCUUUCAUUAAAGGUGACGGGCAAGGGUUUUCUCUUCCUUCCAAGACACACUUCUAGGCUGGCUUGUGGGUCCCCUGAGACGAAGGCUGAGCAGGGUGAGCCUCGAAAACCCCAUAGCACUGGCCCAGAGCACUGCGGUCAAUGUCCGAAGGACCAGAGAGGGAGGGUGACUUGCUCAAGGUCACAAACCUAACUGGAGCUAGGAAGUAGGUCCCCAGACUCCCAGUCUGAGGAAAUUGGAUGUGGACAGGGCUUUGGUCUCCUGGCCAGAGGCAAACGCCCAGGGAUCUGAACAGGCUGCCCAUCUCUGGCCUCAACUCAGCACCCCAACUGGCUCCAGUGCCAACCAUUGGCCUCUCUCACUGGUUGGCACAGGCUGGGUGAGCCUGGCCCUUUGCCCUGGGUUCAGGAGAGAGGUAUGGCUUUGCCUGGCAGUCAGGGGAGGUGUUCCAACCUGGGAGCCCCUGGGGGAGGAGCGUGUGUGUGAACGCUUGUGCCUGUUCAUCAGAAGGGGUGAGCAUGGUGUGUAUGCGUGGGCAUGCAGAAUGCAGGGUGAUGACCUGUCUGCCCGCCCUGAGUGUCACAGACACCUGUGUGUCCCCUGUACUAGUGCCUCCCAGAUGCUCUUCUCCUGACUGGCUCUUUGUGACCUAAAUUUCAACUGCUCCACCCCACAAGGAGGAAACCAGGGCCACAAAUGUAGUGAGAUUUUCAUAAAGCUAAAUGUAUUCAGUGGAAACGACCUUCCUCUGAUCUAAAAGCAUGCAUGCCUUUGUUUUAUUACUGGAGUAUUAAAUUAGCCCUUACUUAUGGAAUAGGAGGACAGUAGGUGGCAAUUGUUUUCUAAUGCUCUUACUUCACAAAAUAAAAUGGUGGCAGCACAAUGUCAGUAUUUAUAUUACACAAUAUUAUUAGUUUGUAAAAACCGAAAGCCAGGGAGCUUACUGCCCUGGAUUCUUUAGGGCGUGGGUCUUAUCACCUCAUUCAUUUCUUCCCUUCCCCUAAGAGUGCCACAAGCAUGGCAGUUGCUCAGCUGAGACACAUGAAUGGGAACAGAACUGAAAUAUCAGGAUGUGACCUCGAGCCAGCUGGUUGGGGCUGGGGAUCCCCCUGGAUCUCCACUCUGUCCUGUCCGAGAAAGGGGAAGCUGCCCUAUGAGUCUUUUUUCUGGGGGAUUCCAGAGGUUGAACGUCUGUUCUGAGGCUCCUCAGAACCUCGAGGGAGGGGACGAGAGAGAUGACCCCUUGCCCAACCACUGGCUGAAAAAUCUUGAAAUUCCCUGACUUUGACCAGGGAAUUCCCAGUUGUGCUAAGCCCUGCCUGGUGGAAUGUCCCUGGAGGAAGUAACCAGGACACGCAUACGUUUUUAAUGUACGUAUAAAGAAUCGUAAAGUGAACACCCAUCUGCCAACCACUCAUUUUAAGAACUAGGAUAUGGCACAUACUUUUGAAGCCCUUAUGCGUCCCUCCCCAAUCACAACCCCUUCCUCUCCACAAAGGUAAAUACAAUCCUCAAUUUUGUGUUUGUUAUUCUCUUGGUUCUCUUCAUAAUGUUACUACGUAUUUAUGAAUUCCUAAUACAUCAUUCAGUUUUGGA
This is a messenger RNA of Homo sapiens (human), 6110 nucleotides long. RefSeq names its product troponin I1, slow skeletal type (gene TNNI1). The coding region runs from base 78 to 641 and encodes 187 amino acids. The record is from RefSeq and is marked reviewed. NCBI's taxonomy places the organism in Eukaryota, Metazoa, Chordata, Mammalia, Primates, Hominidae. Gene Ontology annotation, cellular component: troponin complex. The transcript is spliced from 9 exons.